CAGAUCCUUCAUCCAUAUAUUCAGUACAGAGACCAGCCAUAGUGACUGUGAGGCUUAAUCCUAAUCCAUUUAUGGCUUGUUGUUUUGAUUAAGUGGUCACGGGGCUUGGCUGAGAAGACACUUGGCGAUAUUCACUACCAGCCUAUAGCCAUGGGCUGGACUAGAGAGAGCUAUACUACACCUGGAGCAUGACUGAGACCCUGUGUGUACCAACCUAGAGGUACCACCCAUCAUCACAAAAACAACUGGAACAAGUUGUAUCCUGUUUGAAUAAAUAUGUCCGAAAAAUCCUCCAAAUAUCCCUUUUUCUUCCCUCAACGUGUUCUGGAGGCUGAAAAGAGUUAGAAAAAUAAGGUCUUUGUUGCUGAUGUGCUAAAAUACUGAGGGAGAGACCUCAUCGUGGAGAGGCAACCUGGCCAGGUCAUGGGAUGUGGCUUUGCAAAAUCAGACCAGCUGAAGAAACGCGACAGAGAAACCAGCCUCUUAGUCCCAGCUGCCACAGGUGAGUCAGUCAGUCUUCAGCUCGAGGACUAAAUCACUACAGAUCAUUGUGGGGUAUUUGAGGAUCUGAAUUUGUAAUCUAUGACUGAGUGCUCCAGUAGUUACCGUUAACAUUAUCAUCAGACAAGCUAAGAAUAGCUGUAGAACUCUUCAGACGGGUAUCAGACUACAAAUAGCUGUAAUACUGCUUUAAAAAAAAACUGAAGUGAAAAAACUAAAGAUAUAGUAGGUCCCAUAAUGAUAACUAGCUACAUUUGCACGGUAAACCUGUGUGUUCUUUUGGUAAUGGGAUCACGAUAGCAAUGAGAGGGUUGUGAGUUCAAGUCCCACAGGGAUCACAUACUGUAAGUGCCUAUGUGUUGUAAUAUGCUCUCUCCCAACGCUACUCAUUCCCCCAGCAAUGAGGGCAGCUCUCCUAAUCCAACGUUGGUACCGUCAGUACGUGGCACGGCUGGAGAUGAGACGCAGGUGCACCUGGAACAUCUUCCAGUCCAUCGAGUAUGCAGGAGAGCAGGAUCAGAUUAAGCUCUACAACUUCUUUGGCUACCUCAUGGAUCACUUCACUCCAGCCAGCAGUGAGCGGAACCUGAUCUCACACAUCUUCCGUGAGAACAACAUCUGCCGUAAUGUAGAUUGGGAGAGGUACUUCUGCUACAAGAGCAUUGAGCAGCUCCAUUCUCGCUAUGUCCUUCAGCUCCUUGGGGAGACCUGGAGACUGCUGAGGAUCCUCCCCAACAUCAGUCAGAUCUCCACCUGCCACAGCAAGGAGAUCACCAUCUGUGGAGACUUACAUGGGCAUCUUGAGGAUCUUUUGUUGGUCUUCUACAAGAAUGGUUUACCAUCAUCUGAGAAGCCUUAUGUCUUCAAUGGAGACUUUGUGGAUCGAGGAAAAGAUUCCCUGGAGAUCCUCCUCAUCCUGUUUUCCUUUCUCCUGGUCUAUCCUAAUGAUGUCCAUCUGAACAGAGGCAACCACGAGGACCAUAUCGUUAACCUAAGAUAUGGCUUUACCAAAGAGGUGCUUGGAAAAUACAGGCUUCAUGGCAAGAAGAUUCUAAAGCUUCUCCAGAAGAUCUUUAGCUGGUUGCCCCUGGCGACAGUAAUUGACAACAAGGUGUUGGUUCUGCACGGCGGUAUCUCAGACACCACGGACCUUCACCUCAUAUCCAGGGUGGACAGACACAAAUAUGUUUCAGCUCUCCGGCCUCCCAAGAGGAAGAGGCAAAACUGGUCAGGUAUGACGGACUCCGAUCUAGAAGACGAUGAGCCAACUGCCAAGCCUGUGGACAGCAGCAGGCGCCGGGUCCACUCCCUGACCCACAGCAGCAGCACGGGGACCCGGCAUGAGGUCCAGCGUCGCUCCCUGCAGGGCCUGAACAACAGGGUGACCUGCUCUGUAGAAGAGGAGCUGAAGGAGAGACGCAGGCAGGCCGGAUUUAGCCAGUCCUACGGAGACCUCCGUAACUCCCUGGCAAACUCUGACUCUGACCCAGACUCUGGAGAGCUGCUGGAGUCGUACGGGGACGAGUGGAAACAGAUUGUAGACAUGCUAUGGAGCGACCCCAUGCCCCAGGAUGGCUGUGUCCCCAACGAGGUGCGAGGUGGAGGAUGUUACUGGGGUCCUGAUGUGACAGAAGAGGUCCUGCGACGUCACAACCUCACGCUGCUUAUACGCUCACAUGAGUGCAAGCAAGAGGGCUACGAGUUCUGCCACAACCGCAGGGUCCUAACCAUAUUUUCUGCAUCUAACUACUAUGAGGUGGGAAGCAACAGAGGAGCGUACAUCAGGAUGGGUCCUGACCUGGUGCCUCACUUCAUCCAGUACCAGGCGAACAGGGCUACUAGGGCGCUCACACUGAGACAAAGUGUUGGGCGGACUGAGCGUUCAGCUCUCAGGGCUUUGAGGGAAAAGCUGUUUGCACAUAAGUCAGACCUUAUCAGUUCCUUUCAAGAAUACGACCCGGAAAAUACAGGGCUGAUCUCUCUGGGCCACUGGGCCUGUGCCAUGGAGGCUGUGUUGAGGCUGGGUCUACCCUGGAGGGUGCUGCGGUCUCAGCUAGUGGGAGACACUCUGGAUGGCAUGCUGGACUAUCAUCUUUGGUUCAGAGAACUGGCCAUCACCGAGCCCAACACAGAGCUCUCGAAUGCCAGUCUGCUUGAGACCAUGUAUAAGCACCACUCCAACCUGGAGACCAUCUUCAGGAUCAUAGACACAGACAACUCAGGUCUGAUAUCGUUUGAAGAGUUCCGUCAGACGUGGAAGCUGCUUAGCUCCCAUCUGCAGACAGAGAUCAGUGACGAGGCCAUCAGUGACCUGGCCGUCUCCAUCGACUUCAACAAAGACGGCAGCAUAGACAUCAACGAGUUCAUGGAGGCCUUCCGGCUAGUGGGAGGAGACCUACUGCAGAAUGAAGGUGACCCCCACUGACACAUCUUCAAACUGGAAUCUACUCACUGCAAUCAAUGGUCCAUAGUACCAUAGGAGGGCUUCCAGCCGACCUACUGCAACAACAGACAUGAUAAAGCACUUCAAGAGGAAAGAGUACAGUAUAUUACUACCAACUGGAAUCUACCCAUUCAAAUCAAUGGCCUAGCCCUGGAGGGGGUCAACUGUAUGAUCAGGCGAGGGCUUCCAGCAACCUGCUGCCACAUCAACAGUAGUCUUGCAUGCCAGCCUCAUGGUGCUCCACCAUGCUGCGGGGAAGGACUAUAGGAAUGCUAGUGAAAAAGGAGGGGGAUGAACCUCUUGAGUUUGAGUUGAUUAAUUUCUCUGAUACCCACUUCUAGAGAAAAUAUACUACAAACUGGGAAUCUACUUAUUCCAAUCAAUGGACCCAUUUCCAGCAUCUCCAAAAGGACAGAUAUUUAGAACCAUUGAAAAAAGAUUGAAAAGAUUUUGGGGCAUAUUGAUUAUUCAUACAGGCCUCUCUCAACAGGUGACCAUAAUAUUAUGACCUAAGGAAAUAUUGAUUAUAUAGAUGAAAACUAUACAGCCAUUGGCUAGUCAUUGUGUGAGAGACCCAGACAGAACACGGGAUAUGGAUUUGCAAAGCAUUCGUUUUAGAAAUGGUGCCUAUGCUUGUGUAACAGAUUAAGACUACCGGAUAAACUCACCAACAGACUAAAAUGUUGCCAAUGGUGCCAUUGAAUCAGAUCCUUUUCAGUGUCACA
Messenger RNA from Oncorhynchus keta (chum salmon), 3669 nucleotides. RefSeq names its product serine/threonine-protein phosphatase with EF-hands 2-like. The transcript has 18 exons. NCBI's taxonomy places the organism in Eukaryota, Metazoa, Chordata, Actinopteri, Salmoniformes, Salmonidae. The record is from RefSeq and is a predicted model, not a curated record. The coding region runs from base 902 to 2926 and encodes 674 amino acids. Gene Ontology annotation, biological process: negative regulation of MAPK cascade; detection of stimulus involved in sensory perception. Gene Ontology annotation, cellular component: cytosol; nucleus. Gene Ontology annotation, molecular function: protein serine/threonine phosphatase activity; manganese ion binding; Hsp90 protein binding.